Molecule: messenger RNA, 1722 nt
Organism: Ostreococcus tauri
Lineage: Eukaryota; Viridiplantae; Chlorophyta; Mamiellophyceae; Mamiellales; Bathycoccaceae
Product: Sodium/solute symporter
Exons: 1
Coding region: 1-1722 (573 amino acids)
Biological process (GO): transmembrane transport
Cellular component (GO): membrane
Molecular function (GO): transmembrane transporter activity
Source: RefSeq, a predicted model, not a curated record
AUGGCGUACCCGACGCUCACGACCGGGACGGCGAUCGCGACGAUCGAUUGUACGACGCUGCUUUUCUUCGUCGUCGCGCUGACGUUCGCGUUCAGAGGUAAGGAUGGAGGGUGGAUGCGCGCGAGGGAUUUCGUCGAGGCGGUGAAGACGCCGAGCGUGCACUGGCUCAGCGCGAAGAACUCUCUGCCGUGGCGGCAGGUUGGUCUGUCGUACUUCGCGGGUGGUAUGGGUGCCUGGGUGUACUACGGCACCACGGAGGUCGGGGCGAAGCCGCGAUUGUCGUGGUGGGGUAUCUUUGGGUACUCCGUGGCGUCCGCGUCUCCGGCGCUCGUCAUGAUCUUCAUCGCGCCCACGAUUAAGGCUUUCGUCGGUGAUAAGAAUGGAUUCUCCGUGACGGACUUCGCGCUCUCGCGAUACGGUCGAUCGAUGCAGCUCGUCUCGGCGUUCAUCAGCGUGAUGUACAUGUUCAUCUCGCUCUGCGCCGAACUCACGACCAUCGCCAACGUCUCCGCCCUCUUCUCCGAUGAUUAUGGUGCGACGGACGAAAAGGCACGCACGACUGUGCUCGUCACAGUGUGCGUGAUCACGCUCACGUACACCAUGCUCGCCGGUUUGCCCGCGUCCGUGAUCACGGACCGUUUGCAAGGAGUCAUGAUUACCGGCUUCAUGCUGCUCUUCACCGUUAUCCUCCUCGCCGAUAACAGGGUCACCAAGGCACAGUACGAGCGCGCAUCCAAGUCCACGGACGAAGGAUUCGUCGUGAUGAUCACCCUCAUCAUCGCCGUUCUCUCCGCAGAGCUUUUCAACGCCGGUCAAUGGCAGCGCGUCUACGCCGCCAAGUCGACGGCGGAUCUUCGAAAAGGCCUCGCCCUUGGCGCCGGUCUGAUUUUCUUCGUCAUGUGGUUCUUCGGUGUUCUCGGCGUGGUUUCGCUCGCGAAAUAUUACGACGACUACGAAGUGUCAUAUACCAAGUACGCGUACCUGGGUUUCUUCUACCUCGCCGAAAGCCUCAACAAGGGUUGGCACGUUCUCAUCUUGAUCUUUGCCACGUCGCUCUGCGUGAGCUCGGUGGAUUCUAUCCAAAACGGUUUGACUUCGGUCUUGUACCGUGAUGUCUUGAACUUUGGCGUUCCUGUCAACGUGAUUCGAGUAGUCUGCGCUGCGUUGAAUGUUGGCGCCAUCUUCGUCGCUAUUGACAAGAUUGACGUUUUGUCUCUCUUCUUGAUGGUCGACUUGGUGUGCGCCCUUGGCGCUCCCGCGCUAUACCUCGGUCUCAUGCGCGAGGACGUGAACUCCUUCAUCGUCGCACCGACGGAGCUGGGCGCCAUUAUGGGUGUCGUAUCUAGUGCCAUUGCUGUCAUCGUCCAAGGCGCCGUUCUCGAUAUGGACGGCGCUUGGACUGAUUGCUACGGUGGCGUACACUCCACGAAGGCGCUCGCUGUCGCCGCAAACGAAUGGUGCACGCCCGCUGCGGCACCGGUGCACCGCGCUUGGGGUCCGUUCGGAAACUUUUGGCUUCCGGACGGCACCACCGUCGAAGGCGGUGGAUUGCAAGCCUUCGGCGGCAAGCGCACUCUUCUCACUUUCAUCCUCGCCAUCGUUUUCUCUACGUUUGGCACCUUUUUCUUCUCCUGGCUCGACGUCUACUUCCGAGGCGAACGAGCGCGACAACCUUUGAUCGCCAUCAGCGGCGACAAGACGGGCGUCGAAACUGAGAAUUAA